GCGCCUGACAGUUCCGCUGCAGACCCAGCCUGUCAAACCCAGCGCAUAGGUAAUGUAGGCUCAAAGGUUACGGGACUGAUCGAAUCGGGCGGUACCGAAGGAAUUAUUAUCCAGCACAACGAUACAGCAUUUGUUUCACAAUGGACUCAUUCAGACGGUUUCAGGAUGACGACUAUAAAAACUGGAUUAAAACGACCAUGGGUCUGAAUUGUCUUAAAACGCGACUAGGAGGAUUCCUGGAACACGAAACCGAAACGUACCACGAUCAACUCCGAAACAAAGUGAACGCAAACAAAGGCGAUCUAUGUACAACACAAUGUAACCUGAAGAAAUGGAUGCCCAAGGCAAAGCAGGUUCCUCAAGUGUGUGAAGUGUGCGAGCCAUGGAGAGAUGAGAUCUGGGCCAACCAUUCAUGUAAAGGCGGACAGGUCUACUGGAGUAACUCCAAGCCGUACCUGUGGCCUACGAAAAAAUGGGAGGUAGCCAAGGUCUACAUGCCCCGUGGAAAUAUGGACCACACCGCUGUGGACCAAUUUGACAUCUCGGCCUUCCUCAAUCUCAUGACCCAAUGCAGCUACUUUGCCAAGUUUGUGAAGUCCAAAACUCUUAUCACACAGGUGACCAACGUGAGGAACCAGGUGAUGCACUCGGCUGACUUCCGGGUGGAGAAGAGGGAGUUAGAAUCUUACCUAGGGCGAAUCAAAGACCUGGGCCAGGCUCUGAAAACACACUACCCCAAAUUCAGUGAGCUGACAGAGGAGAUCGAACAGCUCCAGAAUACAGACUUCAGUUUUAUCAUGAGCUGUGUUGGGAAGAAGAUUGCACUUGCGGCAGAUAAGGUCCCAGAGAGCAUGCUGAAACUCCAGAACUUUCUGAGUCUGGAACAACAGAUACUGAAGGAGAAGUUGGAGUGUCUGUCCCAACGCUAUGAAGAGGACAGAGAGACAGCCCUUACUCUGGAGGAGUUGCAGUGUGUGAGGGUGUUUCUGGAGGGGAACAAUGACCUGCAGGAGAGCCUGGCGCCACAGUGGGAGAGACUGACAGAGGUGCAGGAAAGAGUGGACACACUCACCGUCAGAGUGGACACACUGGAGAGGAACACACGCACACACGAUCCUGAGUUCAGUGCUGACAUCCUCAAAUAUAAGAACCAUCUGUAUGAGGAGGCCAGGAGGCAAGGGUGGCCUGAGCCUGUCUUCUCAGAGAUAAAGGAAGCCCUCGGUUACAGGGGUCGUGUGCAGGUGAGAGGUCAGACAUUUGAAGGUGUUCAGGUGUGCCCAAAGUCGAAGACCGCGCACCAGGAAGUGGCUAAACUGGCCCUGAGCCAGCUAGCCAAGGACAGUGUUAGCCUGAGUGAGCUAGCCAAUGACACAGAGGAGGGAGAGGCAUCCAGUAGCCAGACGGACCAACCACAAAGCCUCUCAUGCACAGGCCCCGUGUUCUUUGGUAGUGUCACUGUGGUCCUUAAAACUGACAUCACCUCUGGAGAGGGGCAUUCUGGAAUGACAGAGGCUGUUCAGUCUGCCUACAAGAAACUAGCUCUCCUGUUGGAUCUACCAGAAUCAGCUUCCUCCUAUAAGGAUGUGGUCCUGGAGCACUGUCAUACGCGGGAUGUCCCACCCCCAGAGGAGGCUGUCCAAUCUGAUGCAGAGGAGAAGACCUACCAAUGCACUCUUCGAUUCACUGGACCAAUCACCUUCUAUGUCCCAGAGGGUUCCAGCAAAAAGAAACAGGCAUGUCAGCAGGCAGCUAAAGUGGCCCUCCAGCGGCUGUCCGGAGUCCUCGGCAGUAAGGAAGUGGUGGGAGGGAACUACGUGAGCAACCUGAAAGAGCUGCUGGAGGCUCAGACCCCACAACUGGACAAGCCUGCGUAUGAUGUCACAGACAGAGGAAGGGGAGCGGGGAGGUCACUGAGAGGGGGGGAGUGGAGGAACGUGGAGGGGUGA
Oncorhynchus nerka (sockeye salmon) is the source of this 1946-nucleotide messenger RNA. RefSeq lists its product as uncharacterized. The record is from RefSeq and is a predicted model, not a curated record. The transcript has 11 exons. NCBI's taxonomy places the organism in Eukaryota, Metazoa, Chordata, Actinopteri, Salmoniformes, Salmonidae. Bases 141 to 1946 code for a protein of 601 amino acids.